This is a messenger RNA of Penicillium daleae, 693 nucleotides long. RefSeq lists its product as uncharacterized. The record is from RefSeq and is a predicted model, not a curated record. The coding region runs from base 1 to 693 and encodes 230 amino acids. The transcript has a single exon. Lineage: Eukaryota; Fungi; Ascomycota; Eurotiomycetes; Eurotiales; Aspergillaceae.
AUGAGCUCGUAUCUAGCGUCUUUCACGUCCUCGUCCUCCAUCUCCAAUGCCCUGGGAUCCAGACUCAACAGCCUCCGCCGGGCCAUCACACUAGGCGAUGAAGGGGACGACCCGGAGAACGAAGACUGCUCGCACAUCUCCAACGCUCUCCGAGCAUACUACACAGAUAAGGGACGACCCUUCCCUAGCUGGCUCCCUCCUGACCCCAAGACCCCGGCUGCCGCUGCAACCCGCCCCAUCGCGACCGCCUCCUCCGGACAAUACGGCCAAGCUCCCGCCGGUGCCUACGGCCGGGGUGGCGGUCUAAGUGAUAUCUGGGGUGAUUCAGGCGCACCCUCGCCAGGCAGUGCGCAAACUUCCAGUCUCCGCCGUGGCCGUGGCAGCGGUGCGAGUGGUGCGAGCGGUUCAGGGCUGGCACCUUCUCAAAGUACUCCGCCCGGCCCUGUGAUGUCCCCCCGCCUCAGCUCUCGCAGACGCAGUCUCAUUCACCUUCAUCAGGUGGUCUGCAUCCCGCAGGGGCUCGACCACUGCCCAGCCAGCGUACUGGGUCCUAUCAGUCGACGCAGUCUGGACGGUCUAGCCAGGAUAGUAGGUCCGGGGCAGGCUCGGCGCAGGAACGAUUGCGGGCAAGGUUGCAUGGUGGGCGAUCCCCCAGUCCGGGAAAUCUCGAUCCAAGCGUUCGCAAGCCCGUAG